Messenger RNA from Lecanosticta acicola, 1309 nucleotides. Lineage: Eukaryota; Fungi; Ascomycota; Dothideomycetes; Mycosphaerellales; Mycosphaerellaceae. The record is from the annotation of a GenBank genome assembly.
AUGGCCAGCAACGCUCCUGCUACUGCCACUUCAGAGCUCCGCGAAUUAUUUCCGGCACACGCGGACACCUGGCGGGAGCUUGGAGAUGCGCUGAUAAGGAAGAACAACCUUCGCACGUUCUGGGAAGACAUACCCAAUUACCAAAGGAUCGUCUUCCGCCAGCCCGCAUCGACCCCCGACCUGAACGACCUCCGCCGCCGGAUCGGCGACAUUCUCAGCCCUAUCGCCAGCAUCCACGACAAGUCCUUCGAGCCAUUGCGAAUUACCCUGAAACUUGAAGCAUUGGUUCCGGUCUUGGACGAGCUGAAAUCCUCCGGUCGGUGCGAUUUCCCUACCAGCACGACCUGGAUCGCCCUGCUCAGCGCCGCGCGCCUCAUUUUCACGGAGCGGGGCUUCGGCAUCGAAAAGCCCACGGACGUUCCAGGCCGGAUCGAGGCGUUGGGAAGCUUUUGUGUGAAGCUGACGGAGUUUCAGAGGGAGGUCGAGGACUGCCAGCGUGCUGGUGGCCUCCCCAGCUACCACACAGAUCUCUUCUACCUCGUGAAGGCGGUAAAGGGCUUGGCGGAUGAUGAACUCCUCGUCUACCUCCUCGAGUGUGAUGGGCAGCGGCGAUCUGGUCUCAUCCGCGACUUGGACGAGUACCUCACCCUUCCCGCCGUCCCAGAGCUCGGCAAGAUCCAGUGGGCUGGUACCGUCCGUGUGUGCUGGUACGUGAUCUUCGUGUCCGAGGAUGGCAAGGGAGACAGCCGUGGGAUCUUCCCUUACCUUCCACAGGAGCUUGACCGUAACGACUGCAUCUUCCGUUACCUUCCAUCGAAUCUUGACGGAGGCAUCCCAGUAGACUUCAAUUCGGGACGUCAGGAAGACAACCGCAUCGGCUACCUAAAGACGCAAUUGUUCGUGGUGAGGUACUGGCUUCGCAAGAUCGUGAAGGCCAUGGAGAUUACGAUCGGCGAGAAGCACAAAUACUCGACAGUGGAGGAUGGAAUUAACAAGGUCCUCUUCAAGUACCGAUUUGCGAAGGGUUUGUUCUGCUGCGCGGAGUUGAUGCGGUACUACGAGGAUAUGGUCAGACAGUAUCGCGGCUAUUGUCAGUACUAUCCCCCGACUCUGUCCUCACUGCUAACAAGAUGUAGAUGAUGCGCGCAAAUGGUAUGGUCUCUUCACGAGCAAGGUCAUCCCAAUCGUCGAGAAUGAGGAGGCCUUCCUCCAAGAUGGUCCAAUGGAGAUGAAGGCUUGGUGCGAUGAGGUUUGGCAAGCCAUGCCGAGUCUGGAGGACUUGGUCGACGAGGGCGAGACGGAGUCUUGA